This is a messenger RNA of Salvelinus sp. IW2-2015, 1350 nucleotides long. The record is from RefSeq and is a predicted model, not a curated record. Lineage: Eukaryota; Metazoa; Chordata; Actinopteri; Salmoniformes; Salmonidae.
CAACACAGAGGUAUCUGUGAAAACCCAGGAGAACACCCAGGAGAACACCCAGAGAACACCCAGAGGAUUGAUGAGGAGGAGUUGGGAAGAGAAAGGGAUUCUCCUCUCCUCUUGGAUCACCAUCACAUGAGUUCUCCAGAUGAAUUUACACCUGGAAUCCAUGGUCAGGAGAACAGGGGAGAGUACCGAUUCCAGUGCCCCCGUGCAGGUCUGUUCCAGUGCCCCCGUGCAGGUCUGUUCCAGUGCAGUAUAACAGGCCUGGUGUUUAGGAUGGAGGGAGAGGGAGAGGUGUUCUAUAAGACAGUCCACUGGGACAUGAGGUUUCUAUCCCAGAAUGGCAAGAGACCUGCAGGACCCCUGUUCAAGUUUAGAUGCCUUAAGGGGUCUGUCUGUCAACUACACCUCCCACACUGUGAGAUCUACAAUAGUGGUGGAUGUGACUUCCUGUCUGUAGCCCAUGUGACUGAUGACAACAUAGAGUUUCUCCCUCCUCUUGAGAUAAGAGAAACACACAUCAUCAUAAACAUCAGUGGAUUCUCUGCUUAUGGUGAAGUCAAGGAUGAAGACUCUCCCACCAUUCCUAUACGAGCACUUGUCUUGUUGUUCUACAAACCCCCAGUUGUUCCUGAAAAGAGGUCCAUCCUGAAUGUGUUGUUGCUUCCCAGAAAUGUUGUGAUCAGAGAGGUGCAGGAGGAAUGGAAAAGAAGGAAUGGAGACAAAUACAUCUAUAUUGAAAYAAAUCCUCGCUGCCAACUAACUCCAAAUAAAGAAUACGAGCUCUCCGCAGAUCUUACAGAUGAAUAUCUAAUUCAACCAAAGGAUGCAGAAUUUGUGGAUUUUGAAUCCUAUGAAAACUACUUCCCAACAUUUCAGUUGUUCAUACAAACCGUUGUUGAGCAAGUUAAUAUUCUUCUGAAAGACAAUGGUGGUGAAGAAUCUGUCUGGGAAAGACUUAUCUGGCUUCCAGCCUCACCAACAGAAGUGAAGUCUGCAGUCCACCCCUCAUCCCCCCUCAGUCCCCCCGUCAGUCCCCUUCAGCCCCUCAUCCCGCACCCUCAGUUCCCGCCCCUGUCCCCCUCGCCUCUCCCUCAGUCCUCCUCCCUCAGUCCCCCCCUGGCAGUCCCCCUCCGGUCGCCUCUUCGUAGCCCCUUCUCAGUCCCCUCGUCAGGCUGCGCCCCCAGUCGCUCAUGCUUCCACGGCCGCUCAAGCUCUCUCCGCUCCUCGUCCCCCAGGUCCCCGUCCCCCUCAGUCCCCCCUCAGUCCCCCCCCUUCAGUCCCUCAGCCCCCUCAGUCCCGCCCCCUCAAGUCCCCAUCCUCCCUCCCUUCAGUCCGCAAAAUGAUAAAAGGUGA